Messenger RNA from Rhipicephalus microplus (southern cattle tick), 671 nucleotides. RefSeq names its product programmed cell death 5 (gene PDCD-5). Gene Ontology annotation, cellular component: nucleus; cytosol. NCBI's taxonomy places the organism in Eukaryota, Metazoa, Arthropoda, Arachnida, Ixodida, Ixodidae. Gene Ontology annotation, molecular function: DNA binding. The record is from RefSeq and is a predicted model, not a curated record.
UCAUCCGGCAGGCACAAGAAUCUAGAAGGCGUUGGCCAAGAAAUCAUCGGAUCAUUCCCUAGUUCGUACCUGUCUAGGGGUAGAAAGUACCUCCCUAAGAAAUCGUCACAUACGUCUCUCAUUGUUCGAACUUUGCAGAGGGUGCUAGGCUACGGCGAUAUGCUUCUGGUAAACGCAGAGUGACAGAGUUUCAAGUGCCAAAAGAAGAUUAUGGAUGACGAAGAGCUGGCAGCGCUUCGCGCAAGGCGCCUUGGUGAUCUUCAAAAAGAAUUUGUUGGGAAUGGACCAUCAAAUGCUGAACGUGAAGCCGAGCAGAAGGCAAAGGCAGAAGACUUCAAAAAUCGUAUCUUGAAUCAAGUGCUCACUCAGGAAGCAAGAGCCCGAUUGAAUACAAUUGCCGUGGCCAAGCCUGAGAAAGCAGUCCUUGUUGAAAACAUGAUAGUGAGAAUGGUCCAGAUGGGACAGAUUCAAAGCAAGCUUCAAGAAUCCAACCUCAUUCAUCUUUUGGAAAGAGUGAGUGAGCAAACAUGCAAGAAAACUACUGUGAAGUUUGACAGGCGCAGGGCUGGCAUGGACUCCGAUGAAGAAUAUUAAGGCAAGAAUAAAAAAAAAAAUUGUAGAAGAUUUGACAUCUGCUCAUUUCUGUAAUAAACAACAGCUCAUACAGCGUG